Messenger RNA from Olea europaea var. sylvestris, 608 nucleotides. RefSeq lists its product as uncharacterized. Gene Ontology annotation, cellular component: chloroplast. NCBI's taxonomy places the organism in Eukaryota, Viridiplantae, Streptophyta, Magnoliopsida, Lamiales, Oleaceae. The transcript has a single exon. The record is from RefSeq and is a predicted model, not a curated record. The coding region runs from base 173 to 460 and encodes 95 amino acids.
GCAAAUAAAAGUAAGGAAAGGAAAAAAAAAUCAGAAAAAGAGGAGAUAGUAUAGUUGUGGAGAGCGCGUGCUCGAAACACUUGCAUUCCUACAAGUCCUUUUUUUUUACGGUUCUAAUUCAGCCAAUAGAAGACUACAAGAUAUACUAGAAAGUGAUUACAGUGCUGCUAAGAUGGCUUCUUUGAACUUAUUCUUUACUCCGAUCGCCGCCACCCAAAGAAGAGUAAAAACUGCAGCGACGGCGGCGAAGGCCUCCGGAGGUGGCAGUGAGGAGAAGGGGCCGCUAGAUUGGAUCAUUGGGGCAUUACAGAAACAAGACCAGUUUUAUGAGACUGAUCCAAUCUUGAAGAAGGUGGAAGGGAAGAAUGGCGGCACCACCAAAAACACCGUCGCAGUUCCGCCCAAGAAGAAAAAUGGCGAUGGUGGUUUUGGGCUUGUGGGCCUCUUUGCCAAGAAAUGAAAUGUAAUGAUUUCCACUCACCUGUCUGUCUGUUUCACUUUUCUUUCUUAAUUCAGUUGCACAUUUGAGUUUUAGAUUGUACACUUAACAUUCCAAAAUUUUAAACCAUAUAAAUCUAUCUGCCUGCAAUUGCAUGUAUUUUAUGCAA